GACAGUCAACACUGAGGGCUCAUUUUUCACCGCAGCCUGUGGUCAGGUUGACUGCUGCUGCUUUUCUCUUAAUUCAAAGUCAAGUGUAGUUUUUAUACCAGGCACAUCUCCGGAGAGCAGAGCGGCCAACAACAAACUUCAGGACCCGAACAGGAGCUCGGUUUGUCGGAUAUAAAGUCCUCAGAGGGUCCGGUGACAUCCAGCGUGGAGAUACCUGCGUGUUAUUUGUGCCAUGUUUUUCUAACGUUUCACGGAUUAUUGGAUGAAGCCCACACCUGCAGCGGAGCGUCCACUGUGAAGCAGGAUGAACGGAUAUGAACCUCCAGCUCUCGCCUCGGGCAUCUUCAGCUCCUCCAGCUCACAGAUCAAUGGCCAUGGCUCUCAGUCUCCUGAGCCCUCCAACAAUAAAGCCAAGUCCAGUGCCAAAGCUCUCUACGAACAAAGAAAACAUUUCACCAAAACCAGCAUCAACAGCCUGACGGACACGUCGCAGUAUCAUGUCGAGCACCUGACCACGUUUGUUUUGGACCGCAAAGACGGGAUGAUCACGGUGGACGACGGUAUCCGACGUCUCCGCCUGCUGGACGCUAAAGGGAAAGUUUGGACUCAGGAGAUGUUGCUGCAGGUGGAAGAGAAGACGGUCAGCCUCAUCGACCUGGAGACCAAGAAUGAGUUGGAGAAUUACCCCAUCGGGAUGAUCCAGCACUGCCAGGCCGUGAUGAACGCCUGCAGCUUCGACUCCAUCUUGGCUCUGGUGUGUAAAGACUCGGGUCAGACCAAACCGGACCUCCACCUGUUCCAGUGUGACGACAUCAAGGCGAUUCUGAUCCACGCCGACAUAGAAAGUGCCAUGAUCGAUGCCAAAGGAGGCAAAGUGAAGAAGAGACCAGAAGCACUGAAGAUGAUUUUAAAGAGUGACGGGAUCAUCCCUCCUCCACCCGCCGCUCCCGCCCCCGAGCCUCCGGUGACGUCCAACCAGCUGGAUGUAAAGAGUCGAGCGGCUGCAUGGUCAGCCUGGACCAAUGAGCAGCAAGACUAUGAGAAGCAGAGACAGGUGUGUUUGGAGGACGGUCCGGUGGAGAUGACGGCGGCCCGAGUGGACCGAGACGUGCAAAUCCUGAACCACCUCCUGGACGACAUCGAGUUCUUCGUCACCAAACUUCAGAAAGCCGCCGAGGCGUUUACGGAGCUCGCCAAGAGGAAGAAGACCAAGAAGGGGAAGAAGAGAGGACCGGGAGAGGGCGUCCUGACUCUGCGCUCGCAGCCUCCCGGUGAGGACGAGUUUGUCCACUGUCUGCAGAAGUUCAAACACGCCUUCAACCAGCUGGGGAAACUGAAAGAUCACAUCCAGAACCCGAGCGCCGACGAUCUGCUUCACUUCCUGUUCACUCCUCUGAAGAUGGUGGUGCAGACGUCCGGCAGCGUGGAUCUAGCUCGGAGCAUCGUGGUCCCUCUGCUCACCCGGGAGGCCAUCGACUUCUUGCACGGCUCGGGGACGGCAGAGGAGAGACACCUGUGGGUCGCCCUGGGAGACGGCUGGACCAAGUGCAGGUUGGAGUGGCCGAAGGAUCACUACUUCCCCCCCUGUGUGCUGAGGUUUCGGGAUGGCUGGGAGCCUCCGGUGCUGCCGGCGAUGGUGGCAGUGGCUCCGUCCAGAGAGGAGCUGAACCAGCUUGCGGAGAGUCUCGCCAACGCCGAGAUCAUGAGACACGAGGAGCUAAGGGCCCGACUGAACCAGGAGCAGACCGUCGUGCAGACCUUCCCUCCUGCAGACGGGUAUGCCUUUAACUCCUCCUACAAACGCUUACAGAUGCUGGAUCAGGACGCCGCCGUGGCUGCUUUUAAACACGCCAUCAGCCGCCACGUAGACGGGAGGUUUGACGCCGACAGUCGAAGCCAACAAACUCUGUUUGCCAAAUCGAAAUACGACUUUGUGGCGAGAAACAACACGGAGCUGUCUGUGAUCAAAGACGAGGUCGUCGAGGUUGUGGACGACAGGAAGCAGUGGUGGAAGGUUCGUAACGGCUGCGGGGCGUCAGGCUACGUGCCAAACAACAUCCUGGAGAUCACCAAAGCCGUCGACAUCACCGGCAGAGGAGAGCCGAUAUACAGCCACACCAUACAGCUCAUGAUGCCAAAGAAAGAGUUUGAGUUGUUUAAGCAAUUACUGGGAGAGUUGAACGAGAAGCAGACGUCCAGGACCGACCUCGUCCCGAGUAAACCGGUUGUGACUCCGAUGCCUCCGGCCCCUACGCCGCCUCCCCCGGCCCCGGCCCCCGCCAGGCUCCCCACGCCGCCACUGCCUCCUCCGGCCGUCGAGCCCCCGAAGAUGGUGGCCAGCAGCAGCACGGUCAGCCGACAGAACAGCAACACGUCCAGCGACAACGGCAGCGUCGCCAUGAGAGAGAACAACAACCAGAGACCUGCAAACUCCAACCGCAGGAAAUCCAACAUGGAGGAGGUUCAGGACGAGCUCAUGCACAGGCUGACGUUGGGUCGCAGCGCUCAGAAGAAGUUUCCGGUUCCUUCUCGCAGCGGCAGCAUGCCGCCCGUCAGCAUCACCUACGAGUCCUCCCCUGAGCACGUGAAGGCGUGGCUAGAGGCCAAAGGCUUCAGUCCAGUCACCAUCACCAGCCUCGGCGUCCUGACCGGAGCUCAGCUGUUUUCUCUCAACAAAGAGGAGCUGAGGACGGUCUGUCCCGACGACGGAGCUCGAGUUUUCAGCCAGGUCACGGUCCAGAAGGCGGCGCUGGAGGUUUUCUUCUGACGCUUCUUUGAUCUUCUGAAUCUGUUACCACAGUCGUUCAGAGGAGUUCAGGCUCUGAGCUCCAGGAGAUCAUGAGGAGGCGGCAGGAGAAACUGGCAGCCAGCACCGUUGAUUCAGGGGUCGAGUCUUUUGAUGAAGGCAGCACCCACUGAGCUCUC
This is a messenger RNA of Labrus mixtus (cuckoo wrasse), 2925 nucleotides long. RefSeq names its product epidermal growth factor receptor pathway substrate 8a (gene eps8a). Gene Ontology annotation, cellular component: ruffle membrane; vesicle; plasma membrane. The transcript is spliced from 24 exons. The coding region runs from base 305 to 2767 and encodes 820 amino acids. NCBI's taxonomy places the organism in Eukaryota, Metazoa, Chordata, Actinopteri, Labriformes, Labridae. The record is from RefSeq and is a predicted model, not a curated record. Gene Ontology annotation, molecular function: actin binding. Gene Ontology annotation, biological process: positive regulation of ruffle assembly; regulation of Rho protein signal transduction; Rho protein signal transduction.